AAACGCCAAUUUCUAAAGCACGGAGCGCCCAUUUACGGACCUUCACCUCCAAGCACCCACAUGCGUAAGACUGGUUGUGAAACAGAUAUACCUGGCCAUUCUGUGAAAUCAUCGGUCAUAUACCAACGUGAUAAUUGCUAAAGGAUUGUGAAAGUGAAAAUACUACCCGUCGAAUGACCAACCAUACAGAUAACCGGAACCAUGGAUAUGUAGCACUAUCAUCAGAACCUCAAGCCCAUGAGCAAUAUUCUCCUACAGACGUACUUUCAAAUACCCAGCUACCUACUACAGACUCUCUUCAUUCUACUAGCCAUGGCGGAACCUUGAUUGUGCAUCCUCACGGACAUUCCUACACCUACUCAUAUGGUCCAAAAGGUCUCACUGGACUUUUCCAUAAUUACUACGCAUUAGGUUGUGCAGUCUUUGCGUCGUUAGGCGGUCUGACUUUCGGCUAUGACCAAGGCGUCAUUGCCAACGUUCUCGUUAUGAAGGACUUUGUCACCCGUUGGCCCAUAAGUCCUUUGGAGAAGGGUUUAAUGACUGCUAUGCUUGAAUUGGGCUCGCUUAUUGGCGCUCUAAUCGCAGGAAUAUUCGCUGAUCGUUUCUCUAGGCGACAGGCUAUCAUGCUUGCAUGCGUUGUCUUUUGUGCAGGGUCUGCUCUGCAAUUCUUUGCCCAAAGCAUUCCUCAUUUGAUCAUUGGUCGUGCCAUCGGGGGUUUAGGUGUAGGCGCUUUGAGCAUGCUCUCGCCACUCUACAUGGCUGAGAUCAGUCCGCCGGAAGUGCGUGGCUCCCUAAUGGCAUUGGAGCAAUUCUCCAUAGUUCUCGGAGCGGUCUUGGGUUUCUGGACUGGGUUCUUUACCCGUGACUUGCCUGGGUCAGCAUCAUGGCGGAUACCUUUAGGUAUUCAAAUCAUACCUGGCGUUCUUCUUGGAUUUGGCAGUAUAUCCCUCCCCCCAUCUCCAAGAUUGUUGGUGGCACAAGGUCGAAGUGAAGAAGCCCUGCAAGCAUUGGCUAGGCUUCGUCUGCGAUCAUCGAUGGAAGCAGAUACUGAUCCUUUGCUCCAGAUCGAACUCCUAGAGAUGCGCGUCGAAGCAGCCUUAGUAGAACAGAGUAUUGGCGAUGUCAAAGCGGGUGGCAUCCGUGGGGAAGCGCAAACUUGGGGGCAACUCUUCAGCAAGAAGUACCGACCAAGAACACUCAUCGGUGUACUGAUGAUGGUCUUCCAACAAUGGAGUGGCAUCAAUGCGCUAUUGUACUAUGGACCAACGUUGAUGCGUGAAUUGGGCUUACAAGGGGACACAGUAACACUGAUGGUCGCUGGUGGGAUUGGUAUCGUCCAGUUCUUCGCUGUCUUUCCUGUCAUCUUGUAUAUCGACAGGUUUGGGCGAAGGCCGCUGUUGAGAUGGGGUAGUGCGGUGAUGAGUAUCUCCCACAUCACCAUUGCGCUAUUGGUGAGACAAUUUGAGCUCGACUGGCCUCAUCAUACGAUGGCUGCAUGGACAUGUGUUUGUUGUGUCUACGUAUUCACGGCUGCAUAUGGGAUGAGUUACGGCCCCAUUGGCUGGAUCUUACCAAGCGAGGUCUUCCCAUUGUCAGUUCGAAGCAAGGGUGUCUCUCUGUCCACAGCAUCGAAUUGGAUCAACAAUUUCCUUAUUGGUCUCGUUACACCUGUCCUAAUGGACUUAUCGCCUUCUGGGACCUUUAUCAUAUUCGCAUCUGCCUGUUUCCUAGGGUACUUCUGGUCGACGUACUCCGUUCCCGAAACAGCUAAUGUCUCGCUUGAAGAGAUCGACGCGGUCUUUGGAUCUUCCGCAGGUCGUGAAGAUGCCGAACUCAAGCAUCAGAUUGAGAGGGAACUAGGAUUGACGGAUUUGGUCGGUGGGUUGGCUGCGAGGGAGUCUUGACGUUAAUUUUGGGCAUUGGGAUUCUAUCCUGCGUUAAUUAUUGUAUCAGGCCGUAAUACUUCCAUCUACUAUGAUUAUAAUUGAAUGGCCUAUUUAUAUGAGCG
Molecule: messenger RNA, 2008 nt
Organism: Somion occarium
Lineage: Eukaryota; Fungi; Basidiomycota; Agaricomycetes; Polyporales; Cerrenaceae
Source: the annotation of a GenBank genome assembly